Molecule: messenger RNA, 4192 nt
Organism: Metopolophium dirhodum (rose-grain aphid)
Lineage: Eukaryota; Metazoa; Arthropoda; Insecta; Hemiptera; Aphididae
Product: mitochondrial potassium channel ATP-binding subunit
Exons: 14
Coding region: 184-2214 (676 amino acids)
Biological process (GO): transmembrane transport
Cellular component (GO): membrane
Molecular function (GO): ABC-type oligopeptide transporter activity; ATP binding; ATP hydrolysis activity
Source: RefSeq, a predicted model, not a curated record
UUUAUUUAUUUAUGGAUUAAGAUUUAUGAUCUAAGAAUUAAGAUUAUGUUGAAGGUAUGAAGCUGAAGUUCAAACUUCAACCUUACCACAGAACAAUUUGACCUUACUAAUAUUAUAUUAAUUAUUAAAAAUCAAGGUGUCGUUUAGGUUGGUUAAUUUUUAAUCUCUAUCAAUAAUAUUGUCAUGUUACGUUUAUUUUGUACUAAACCGAUCAAUUUGUCAACACUACGUUCCUUCAUUACUAGACAACCAACUAGGAGUUAUUCAUCCCUCACCAAAAAUGCAGCAAGUAAAAAACCAAUUCCAGUAUCGUCAAUCAAUCUAAAUAAAUUGAACCCAAAAUGGAUGCUUGUUGGAUCUGUAGGAUAUAUUGGAUGUAGAUAUUUACUUAACGGAAGUAACAUAGUCCAUUGUCAACAUAUAGAACUAGAAUCAAAAUCUGACAACCACUUUGAUUGGAAUAAGUUAUUGUCUUAUUUGUCACCAGAUGUAUUUAAUUUAAUAGCGGCUAUUGCUACUGCAUUUAUUGUAGCUCUGUGCAAUUUAAGUAUUCCAAUCAACUUACAACAUAUUAUAAAUACUAUACUUCAGUUUGCUAGAGAUGGAGUACCAUUUGAUUUUAAAAAACUUAGCGACCCAUUAUUCAAACUGUUAGCGCUUUACAUAAUGCAGGGUCUAUCAACAUUUAUAUGUAUAAGCAUGCUGUCAAAAGUUGGAGAAAAUGUUGCUAUACGUAUGAAAUAUAAUCUUUUUUCAUCUAUACUUCAACAGGAGCUAGAAUUUUUUGAUAAAACUCGUACAGGAGAUAUUUUGCAAAGGUUAACAACUGAUGUACAAGAUUUUAAAAGUUCAUUUAAACUUGUAAUAAUACAAGGUCUUAAAAAUGCUACCCAAUUAAUUGGCGGAGUAUAUGCGCUAUACAACACAUCACCAGAAAUGACUGGAGCUGUAGCUAUUAUUUUACCAACUAUUAUUGUUAUAGGCACAUUUCUUGGCUCUAUUUUGAGAAAACUUAGCAAACUGGCUCAAGAACAAGGUACUAAAUCAACAAUUAUAGCUGAAGAAGUGAUUGGAAAUAUGAGAACUGUUCGUGCCUUUGCAUCUGAAUCUACAGAAUGUGAAAGAUUUUUGACAGAAAUUGAAAAUAACGGAUUAUUGCAUAGGAAAUUAGGUUAUGGUAUUGGGCUCUUUCAAGCUAGUAGUAAUGUGUUCCUAAAUGGCAUUGUUUUGGGAACAAUAUUCCUCGGCGGACAACUUAUGACGACCAGCAGUCUUGAUCCUGGACAGCUUAUGUCUUUUCUCAUGGUUACCCAAAUGCUUCAACAUUCUUUAGGACAAUUUUCAUUAUUAUUUGGUCAUUAUGUAAAAGGUGUUGCUGCAGGGUCCAGAAUAUUUGAAUAUAUUAACAAGAGUCCUAAAACACUGAUUAAUGAGGGUAUUCAGAUUCCACAUCAUUCUUUUAAACCAGAAAUUGAAUUUAAAGAUAUUACAUUUUCAUAUCCAACCAGACCUGAACAAGUUAUAUUAAAAGAUUUCAAUCUUACUCUCCCUCCUGGUAAAGUGGUUGCUGUUGUUGGAUCUUCUGGCAAUGGUAAAUCUACUAUUGCUGCGCUUCUCAUGAGAUUUUAUGAUGUUAAUUCAGGAAGUAUAAUAAUAGAUGGUGUAGACAUUAAAAAGCUUGAUCAGACUUGGUUACGUAAGAGAGUAAUUGGAUUAAUUAAUCAAGAACCAAUACUGUUUGCUAUGUCUAUCUUAGAAAACAUACGUUAUGGAAAGCCUGAGGCAACAGACAUUGAGGUUAUUGAAGCUGCAAAAAUAGCCAAUGCUGAUUCUUUUAUCACUUCUUUUCCCAAUGGCUAUAAUACAAUAGUUGGAGAACGAGGUGUAACAGUUUCGGGAGGACAAAAACAAAGAAUUGCCAUUGCAAGAGCUAUUUUGAAAAACCCAGCAAUACUUAUAUUAGAUGAAGCCACAAGUGCACUUGAUACAGAGUCUGAAAUGCAUGUGCAAUCAGCAUUAGAGUCUGUAUCAAAUGGAAAAACAGUUUUAGUAAUUGCUCAUCGAUUGAGCACUGUAAAGAAUGCAGAUGUAAUUGUAGUUUUGAAUAAAGGUGAAAUUGUUGAAGUUGGGGAUCAUAAUACCUUAUUGAAAAAGAAAGGUUUUUAUUGGAAUCUGAUGAAUCAGCAGACAUCUGACAAAGCAAAUGCUGCAUAAAUUAUUUUACACAUCAAAGUGAAACUAUUGAAAAGAAACUUUGUUUAGGUAAUAUUGUUAGUUAAUAAUGGUUGUUCUAAAUAUUUUACUAAAUUUAAAUAACCUAACCUAAAUUUGUUAUAGUGUUAUACAACUUGAAGUAUAUAGAAUCUCAAAUUAUAAUUAUAGCAUAGUAAAUAGUUUAAGAAUAACUGUUAGCAGAGGCUGUUUGACUGUACAAUUUUUGGUGCCGGAAUAUUAGGACGGUGGGUGGUAUAUUGGACAUUUGCAGACAGCAAUGUAUAAUUUUAAUUUAUAAUAAAGUAAUCAAUGAUAAUUGUAGUUAAAAAUCAUUAAAUUAUCAGUUAAUAGUUACUUUUAUAACACUUAACUACUCAAAAGAUUUGGUGGAUACAUCGAUAAUUAUAAUACUUUCAAACCUUCUCUGUUUAUUAUUUCCUAUAAAUCGUUGUUUUUAAUUUUAACCACUGCUCUACAUUUUAAAGAAACAAACAAAAGUUAUAAUUUAUGUAAAAUUUCAAUUAUUUUAAAAACAGUUGAUAAUCUAUUUACUGUGCAUCACUCUACCAUUCUAUGAACUUGUGGCCGGCCAUAGAGAUGUAUUGACAUUUGAAGACGGUUUUUAUAGUAAAUUAAGAAAAAGUAACACAUUAUUUAUAUUUUUAUAUUUUUAUCUCGAUAAUCUUUAUAAUAAUCUAAAUUAAAAUAUUAAAUAUAUUUUUCUCCACUUUUUUGAUAAUUCAAGUAUUCCAGUACUUAUUCUGAGUUCUGGGGUAAUUUCAAUAUGCCAAUAAUAACUUAAAAGCACUAAUCCAUUUAAACGAUCCUAUUUAGAGAAGAGUUUACUUAAAAAAAAUUAAAUAAUUAUAAUAUACUUCUUUCGUGCUAUUUCUGAGAUAGAUCUUUACUCUUUUUAAACUUGAAAAAGUUCUUUCCGGCAUGGCAUUGUGCACAACAUUUUUAAGAAAAUAAAUAUAUUUGGAAAAAUUAUAGGGUCACAAUGCUUAAUAACAUCUAAUGCAUUUGAUUUCAACACUUCAUCAGUACCAACUGCUACACACUUGCCCUUUUGUUUCCAAAUUUGUAGCUCGCAGAUUAUCAUAGUAAUAUCAAUUUUUUGUAGAUAAAAACAAACCAGUCUCAAAAUCUGUAUCAUCUGAAUUUGUGUCAUCAGUUACAUCAGUUGUCAAAAAAAUAGUUUGAUUAAAUUAUUACAUUUCUAACUAAAAAAUUUUUGAAAAUAGUUGACAACUAUAUUUUGUUCCGUGUGCUCUGGUGUCAUUUGUACAACGGUCAGUUAAAAUGUUUUUAUAUGUGCUAAUUUAUAUUAUUUACGCCACUGCAACAAAAAAUAUCGAACAUCUACAAAAAAUAAUCGAUAUAUUCUCUAACAUUCUUUAUUAUACAAAAUAUUCUUUUAUCUUGAAAUAUUCCCAAAUGUGCAAAAACAAACUUUUGCCAUAACUCACCUGUUUCAUGAUUUGUAAAGAUUUCAAACCCUCAUUUGACUGCAUAGACUCAAAAAAAAUAUGCAAAAGAAUAUAAUUCCCCUACAUAUCACACACUCUAUUAUUGUUAUAUUACCUAAAUUUAUUACACGACUGUUAAUGAGCUGCAAUUUCUUAUUUUAGGUAGGAAAUAUUGUUAAUUAUAAAACCAAUGAUCUAAUUGAAAAGGUAAAAAGUUAAUAUUAAUAAAUAAUAUUUAAAAAACUAUGUUAAUAAUAUUUUUUAUUGUUUAUUUACUUAUUAGUUAUUAGGUACUUAAAAUUAUAUUAAACUGAUUUUGUUUUAUACAUUUGUAUUUAUUGUUAAAUAACUAUGCUGUACUAUUUGGGUACUAUGGUUGAUAAAUGCAUAAAAAAAUUCAUUCAACAAUUUCAUGUCAUACCUACUUUAUAGACGAAUCAAUAUAUUAAUAUAAUAUUGUUAAUUUAAUAUAUAAAUUAUAUAUUUUUGUUAAUAAACCUUACAACUUA